UCAAGGCGUUGAUGCGCUGCGCUCGCGGGGGGCCAGUGCGGCAGCCACGCGCAUGUCGGCCGGCUGUGGGCCCGUCUCGGCGAUGCAGCAGCCAGCGCCCCCGUGGCAGGCGCCCGGGCACGGCCCCUUCGGGAGCGUGUUGCCGACGAUGCUGCCGCAGCCCCAGCAGCAGCAGCAGUGGUCACCGCCGACGAUCCCGCCGCAGCCGCAGCAGCAGCCGUUGCCGCCGCAGGGCCAGCCGCAGCCGCCGCAGCCGCAGCCGACGGCGCCGCAGGGCUCCGCCGCCGCUGCGGCGCCCGCCGCCGCCGCCACGGCGCCCGCCGCCGCGGGGCCGCUGAGUUUCGGGCCCAUGGCGCCCGCACCGGCCCCGGCGCAGGAGGCUGGGCCGCAGCUGCCCGCGUGGCCCUUCGUGCCCGGGGGCGGGCGCCAGCCAGAGGAGGCGCGCUUCGCCGCGGGGCCGCAGCACGCGGCCGCGUCGGCGCCGCUGUGGCUCCAAGCGCAGCAGGGCGGUGCGCAGCCCUCGCAGCCCGCCGCGGGGCCGCCGCACGCCGCCGCGUCGGCGCCGCCGUGGCUCCAAGCGCCGCAGGGCGGCGCUCCGCCCUCGCAGCUCGCGGCGCAGCUUGGAGACGAGCGCGCGGCGGUGGUGGCCGCGGUCGGACCGGGGAGCAGCCACGCGCCUCGGCCACCGUGGCCGGCGCAGCAGCCCGCGGGCGCGCCGUCGUGGGGCACAGCGCCGGGGGCCUGCGGGCCGUGCGGGCCAAGUCUUGGGCUCGACGACGCCAUGGACGCAGGGGUCUUCCUCGUGACGGAGGACAGAGUGAUCGCCACGGAGGGCGUCGAUCCCGCGUCCCCCAUGGUGGGGUCUGUGGCAAAGGGGGCGCUGGCGAGGGUGGUGGAGGUGGCCUUCCGGCCCGAGCAGAUGGCGUUCCGAGGCCGCCUGGAGGAUCCCCCGGGCUGGAUCACGCUGCUGGAGACCGUGACUGGAUACCGCCGUGCUCGCCGAGUGGGCCAGCUGGGCCCACAGGCUAGUGGCAAGGCGGCGGUUGCGGUCAGCCAGGCAGCCCAGCAGCAAGGUUUGGCCGCCAUGCUGGCGCCGUCGGCUCUCCCAGGGCUGGGCAACGCGGAGCAGGCCCCGGUGGUCAUCGCCCUCGACGUAGACGAGGUGCUCUGCCGCUACACCGACGGCUUCCGCAGGUACCUGACGAAGCACCGGCCAGACGGGCCACUGGACGUCCAGACCGUCUUCCAGGAGGCUUACGACGCGCAGAACAAAUGGAGGCACCAGUUCGCCCUGAGCGGCGGCCUCGACCGCCUCGACGCGGUGCCCGGCGCCCUUCUGGCGCUGCGCAUGCUGCUCUCCGCGGGGGCGCGCCUGGAGGUGGUCACGUCGCGGCCGCCGGUGAUGCGGGAGUCCACGCAGGCCUUGCUCGAGGGCCUGUUUGGCGCUGACGUGUUCAGCGCGAUGCAUUUCAUCGGCCCCGGCGAGAAGGGCUUGACUUGCCGCAACAUUGGCGCCGCGGCCCUGGUGGACGAUCAGCUACACAACGUGGUGGACGCCACCAACCACGGCGUGCAGUGCGUGCUGUUCGAUCUGAAGGGCGGCUACCCCUGGGGUGCACGGCCGGAGGAUGUGCCUCCGGGGGUGCAGCGGAUGGAGAACUGGUCCAGUACCUGCUUGUUCCUGCUCUCGGUCGUCAGGGAGGCCUCCAGAUCAGCGGGCUCGAGGCAAAAAGUGGAUUGGAUGUUCCAAUACAUGGACGCGCGUAGGCAAGCGUGGACCGCAUUUGCAGGAUUCAGCGGCUAAUGUUGGCGAGCGGCGCUCUGUCUAGUAGGCAGUUUUCCGCCAGGAACGCGCCGCGGAGAAAAGAAGGGCCACAGUGCAGUCGAAUCGUG
This is a messenger RNA of Prorocentrum cordatum, 1893 nucleotides long. The record is from the annotation of a GenBank genome assembly. NCBI's taxonomy places the organism in Eukaryota, Dinophyceae, Prorocentrales, Prorocentraceae.